CAGAUAAGAAGCUCGUUCGUCCACUGCUUCCAUCUCUCAGCUGUGCAUCAUCCAUCCAUCCGUUCCACUCCUCCAUCAUAUCAUAUCGAUGGCGCUCAUGCUCAGCCCAGCCGCUCCGGCGGCGGCCUUCUCCGUCGUGGCACCUGGCAAUGGCAAGUCCGCCGGAAUGAGGACGAUUCGACUUGGCAGCCGGAGCCUCCGGAAGGUGGUUGCCAUGGCGGACAUGCUGGGUGACUUUGGUGCGCGGGACCCGUUCCCGGAGGAGAUCGCGAGCGAAUGGGGGGAGAAGACGCUGGGCAACGUGGACACGCUGCACCGCAUCCUCAUCCCCACCGUGUCCGUGCUCUCCCUCUCCCGCGUGCCCCUCCAGGCCGACCCCGAGCUGCUCUCCCAGGACGACGCGCGCAGGCUCCUCCACAAGGUGGUCGGAUGGAGGCUCCUCUUCCCUUGCACCCACGACAACCAGGACGACCUGCUCAAGCUCGAGUGCGUGUGGAAGGUCAAGGACCAGGCCUGCGGGGAGGAGCUGGUGUCCAGGAUUACCAGGGCGCUGGAGAGCGGUGCCGGUGCCGGCUGCGGUGGGUAUGUGCCGGCGAAGCUCGGUUUCGAGGCGCCCAACCAAGUCAGGGCGCAGCUCUACUCCACGUCCCUAGGUGGGCUGAGCGUGAACGACUUCAUCAUCGCUGCCAGGAUAGACCAGAUCAAGACGCAAGAUCUUAUCCCAAAGAAGAGAGUCUGGGCAUGCUAGAUCCAGAUACUCAUUUUUCUUCUUCUUCUUCCGCAUGCAUACAUACAUACAAGAGGAGCCAAAUCCCUUCGUUGCAGUUUUGUUUCAUGAAAUUGAUCAGCUCACAUUUGUACCAGUACAGUGUUUUUUUGAUAAGAAUAGUAUGAUCAUCAUUUGUCAA
Molecule: messenger RNA, 908 nt
Organism: Lolium rigidum
Lineage: Eukaryota; Viridiplantae; Streptophyta; Magnoliopsida; Poales; Poaceae
Product: probable pterin-4-alpha-carbinolamine dehydratase, chloroplastic
Exons: 2
Coding region: 89-748 (219 amino acids)
Biological process (GO): tetrahydrobiopterin biosynthetic process
Cellular component (GO): plastid
Molecular function (GO): 4-alpha-hydroxytetrahydrobiopterin dehydratase activity
Source: RefSeq, a predicted model, not a curated record